AUGGUCGGCGGCAUGUCACCGCCGCGGCGGACGCUGUCGAUGGGGAGCGGCGGCGCCAUGGGGCGCCGCGCGGCCGCCGCCGCCGCCGCCGCCGUGAUGAGCGACAGCCCCAAGCCCAGGCUGUCCCGAUCGAUGACCAUGGGCGGCGAGCGCACGGUGAAGCGGCUGAGGCUGUCCCGGGCGCUGACGGUCCCUGAGAGCACCACCGUGCUGGAGGUGUGCCGCCGCAUGGCCGCGCGCAGGGCCGACGCCGCGCUGCUCACGGACUCCAACGCGCUGCUCUGCGGCAUCCUCACCGACAAGGACAUCGCUACGAGGGUGAUCGCGCGCGAGCUCAAGAUCGACGAGACGCCCGUGUGGAAGGUGAUGACGAGGCACCCCAUCUUCGUCCUCUCCGACACGCUCGCCGUCGAGGCACUGCAGAAGAUGGUCCAAGGCAAGUUCAGGCACCUGCCGGUGGUGGAUAACGGCGAGGUGGUGGCCAUGCUGGACAUCGCCAAGUGCCUCUACGACGCAAUUGCCAGGAUGGAGAGGGCGUCCGAGAAGGGGAAGGCGGCGAUCGCCAACGUGGCGGCUGGUGACGACAAGUACUCCAUUGUCGAAGCUCUCAAGGAGCAGAUGUUCAGUCCCUGCUUGUCUGCCAUUGCCAACGAAGACUCAACAGUCGUCAUGGUGUCACCUGGUGAUUCGGUUCUUUCUGCAACCAAGAAGAUGGUGGAAGUGCAUGCGAGUUCAGCUGUGGUGGCUGUAGGGAGCAAGCCUCAAGGCAUCCUGACUUCAAGGGAUAUCUUGAUGCGUGUGAUCGCCAAGAACCUGUCUGCGGAUGCGACUCCAGUUGAGAAAGUUAUGACUCCUGACCCUGAAUGUGCCACGGUUGACAUGCCUAUACUGGACGCCCUACGAACCAUGCAAGAGCGCAAGUUCUUGCAUCUUCCAGUGAUGGACAGAGACGGCUCAAUCAUUUCAAUUAUUGACGUCAUCGACAUCGCACAUGCCGCGAUCUCCAUCGUGGAGAGCAGUGGUGGCGACGGUGCGGGGAGCGACGACGCGGCAGCCUCCAUGAUCCAGAGGUUCUGGGACUCCGCCAUGGCCUUGGGUCCCCUGGACGACGAGACGGACACCCAGUCCCAGAUGAGCGAGGCGUCGAGGUCCCAGAUGAUGUCUGAUGUUCACCACGAUUCCGUGGGCGGCAGCGAGGCGGGGUUCCCGUCGUCCUUCUCCUUCAAGCUCCAGGACAGGCGAGGACGGAUGCACCGCUUCAGCUGUGAGGUCCAGAGCUUGACGCCGCUGGUGACCUGCAUCCUUCGAAGGCUCGGCGCUGACAUCGACCCUGACCGCCUACCGCAAAUCCUGUACGAAGACGAGGACCGGGACAAGGUGGUGCUGGCGUCGGACGACGACCUCGCGGCGGCGGUGGACCACGCCAGGCUCGCCGGAUGGAAGGGUCUGAAGCUGUUCCUGGACUACUCCGGCACCACUGGCCGUAGGAAAGCGGUGGCCUCCUCCAGCGGCGCCGCCAUAGCGGUGGGCAUGUCCAGCCGGGACGCGUGGGCGGCGGCGUACAGCGGGGUCGCCGCUGGGGCCGCCCUUGUCACUGGGAUCGGCGUCAUGGCGUAUCUGCGAAGAUCCUCCUAG
Molecule: messenger RNA, 1635 nt
Organism: Miscanthus lutarioriparius
Lineage: Eukaryota; Viridiplantae; Streptophyta; Magnoliopsida; Poales; Poaceae
Source: the annotation of a GenBank genome assembly